Messenger RNA from Colletotrichum higginsianum IMI 349063, 1266 nucleotides. RefSeq names its product vegetative incompatibility protein HET-E-1. The coding region runs from base 1 to 1266 and encodes 421 amino acids. The record is from RefSeq and is a predicted model, not a curated record. The transcript has a single exon. NCBI's taxonomy places the organism in Eukaryota, Fungi, Ascomycota, Sordariomycetes, Glomerellales, Glomerellaceae.
AUGGCGGAUCCAUUGUCAACUGCUGGAACGGCAGUUGGAAUCGUCUCUCUUGGAAUUCAGGUCACCCAGGCGCUGUUCAAGUACUACAACGAUGUGAAAGACCAGCCGUCCGACACAAGCCGCACGUUGAAGAAGCUCGAGAGGUUGCUCCACUUCCUCGGUCGCCUAGAAUCGCAUUUGGGAUCCAAGAACAGGAACGAGGAACUGGCCGACGGGGUUCGAGACGCGGUCCGUAACUGCGGCGAAUGCGUCGAGGAACUGCAAACCACCGUCGAAAAGUUUGAACAAGCCCCGGACGACCGCUUCCGGACGGCUGUUCGUGCUACAGGUCGCCGAUUGGCGUAUCCCUUCCGGCUCAGCACGCUGCAGAAGCUCGAUGAGGACAUUGACGACGCCGUCAGCCAGUUGUCCCUGGCCCUUGCAUUGCUCCAGCAAGACACUGUUGAUCAUAUCGAGAACGAUGUCGAAGACAUCAAGGCGGUCCUAGCCGCGGUCAGCGCUCGGAUCGUCUCCACCGAGAUCAGAGACUGGCUCAAAGCUCCAGACGCAACAGUCAACUUCAACGAUGCCUGUACCAAGAAACAUCCGGGCACAGGCUUGUGGUUUGUAAAGAGUGGCGUCUUCGACACUUGGAUCAAAGAACGGCAGUCCUUCCUCUGGCUAAAGGGCUUCGCUGGAUGCGGCAAAACGGUCCUUUCGUCGACGGCUAUACAGUAUGCUCGACGACAUCGAAGAUCGGACCCUCACAUCGGGCUGUGUUUCUUUUACUUCACUUUUAACGACGAGAUGAAACAAGACGAAUCUGCCAUGCUCCGCGCGCUUAUUCUUCAGCUUUCAAAUCAGCUUAAAUACACACCUCGAUCCCUGGAGGACCUGCACGAAAACCACAAAAACAGUACGCCGCCGGCAACAGAUCUUCUAGAGUGCCUCCGUCAGAUCGUGGGAAUGUUCGGCGAUGUCCACAUCAUCCUGGAUGCACUAGAUGAGAGCCCUGACCCUAAGUUCCGACGAUCAAUGCUCGGUACCCUCAGAAGAAUGAGAGCUUGGCCAGGAUUGCAUCUUCUGGUGACCAGUCGGGACUUGCCCGAUAUCAGCGAGAGUCUCAAGGCAACACAAGAACAAACUAUCGCCAUGAUGGAGAACGUGGAUGAGGACAUUGCCGCGUUUGUCACCGAAAGGCUACGGGAUGACGAAGAGUUGCAAAAGUUGAAGAAGUAUCAUACGAGAAUCGAGCAGGUGCUGACUGAAAAGGCACAAGGAGUGUAA